Molecule: messenger RNA, 2205 nt
Organism: Megalops cyprinoides (Indo-Pacific tarpon)
Lineage: Eukaryota; Metazoa; Chordata; Actinopteri; Elopiformes; Megalopidae
Gene: kcnab2b
Product: potassium voltage-gated channel, shaker-related subfamily, beta member 2 b
Exons: 14
Coding region: 711-1904 (397 amino acids)
Biological process (GO): regulation of action potential; regulation of potassium ion transmembrane transport; potassium ion transport
Cellular component (GO): voltage-gated potassium channel complex; juxtaparanode region of axon; membrane
Molecular function (GO): transmembrane transporter binding; potassium channel regulator activity; voltage-gated potassium channel activity
Source: RefSeq, a predicted model, not a curated record
CUCCAAUCACAGACAGAGGUGCAGCAGCACUGGAAGAGCUGUCUCUCUCUCUCUCUCUCUGUCUCCCUAUAUCCAUGUGUGCGGUGCAGCGCGACCGCGCUGAGCGCUGAACUCCAGCACUGUGCCGGAGAGCGGGGAACCCUCAGGAGCUUAAAUCCCCGCCUGUCAGACGGUGGAAGAGAGACGCUGAGGCACAGAGAAACAGGAGAAGAGAGAGAGAGAAGAGGAUCAGUGGAGGAGAAGACGAGAGUCAGAGCUGGGUUUCCCUGUGUGAAGGGAGAGGGACUUUGCCGUUUCUGCUCUGGGGCACAGGGUCCUGCUCACAGCGCAGUCUUUAGCAGCACAGACGCUCUGUGCCCGGUGGGUCGGGACAGGCUCCGCUCCCUCCACGCUUUCUCAGUGCCGCUCACGCGCUGCGCUCUGAACACCCCUCCGUCUGUCUGUGACCCCGCGUGCAGCGCGUUUAACCUGGGAAUGCUCCGCUCACCGCCUGACCGCCACAGAGACCGCGCCACGCUGGAGACGCCAGAGGAGAGGCAGUGACUCGUUAGCGUGGGGCUCGUUUUCUUUUUAAGUUACGUUUGGCUGCGCUCCGUGGGCUCUGCCCCCGCUCCCCCGCGCUCCCUGCGCCCCUCUCCGCUCCCGGGGCCGGGACUUCGUUUCGCCGUCUGCGUGGUGCGUGAGGCCGCCCGGCGGCGCCGCAGGCUGGGAUGCAGGUGUCCUUCGUCUGCACGGACCACCGGGCCGUGAGCCGCAGCACGGAGGACCGGCUCAACCGCCAGAAUGCCAACAGCCCCAGCAUGGGCACGCGGAGCAAGUUCCGCGCCGUGGCCAUGGUGGCCCGCAGCCUGGGCCAGCUCUCCGUGCAGAACGCGCCCUCCUCCAGCGACCAGAGCGUAAGGACAGGCAUGAAGUAUAGAAACCUUGGGAAAUCUGGAUUGAGGGUGUCCUGUCUUGGACUAGGAACAUGGGUGACCUUUGGAGGUCAGAUCACAGACGAGAUGGCAGAGCAGCUGAUGACUCUUGCGUAUGAGAACGGGAUCAAUCUGUUUGACACGGCCGAGGUGUACGCCGCGGGCAAGGCAGAGGUGGUUCUGGGAAAUAUCCUAAAGAAAAAAGGAUGGAGGCGUUCCAGUUUGGUUAUCACCACCAAGAUCUUCUGGGGUGGAAAAGCAGAAACUGAAAGAGGGUUGUCCAGAAAGCACAUAAUAGAAGGCCUGAAAGCGUCACUGGAGCGGCUGCAGCUGGAAUAUGUGGAUGUGGUGUUUGCAAACAGACCAGACCCCAACACGCCCAUGGAAGAGACAGUACGGGCGAUGACCCAUGUGAUCAAUCAGGGAAUGGCCAUGUACUGGGGCACGUCACGGUGGAGCUCCAUGGAGAUCAUGGAGGCGUACUCCGUGGCGCGGCAGUUUAACCUGAUCCCCCCGAUAUGCGAGCAGGCCGAGUACCACAUGUUCCAGAGGGAGAAGGUGGAGGUGCAGCUGCCCGAGCUUUUCCACAAGAUAGGUGUGGGUGCGAUGACGUGGUCUCCGCUGGCCUGUGGGAUCAUCUCAGGGAAAUACGACAGCGGGGUACCGCCGUACUCCCGGGCCUCUCUGAAGGGUUACCAGUGGUUGAAGGACAAGAUCCUGAGCGAGGAGGGCCGGCGUCAGCAGGCGAAGUUGAAAGAGCUGCAGGCAAUCGCGGAGCGGCUGGGCUGCACUCUGCCCCAGCUCGCCAUCGCGUGGUGCCUACGAAAUGAGGGGGUGAGCUCAGUGCUGUUGGGCGCUUCCAACACAGACCAACUAAUGGAGAAUAUAGGAGCAAUACAGGUUCUUCCAAAGUUGUCUUCGUCUAUCGUGCACGAGGUGGACAGCAUCCUGGGCAAUAAACCUUACAGUAAAAAGGACUACCGUUCCUAACGCGGGGCUGAAGCCCGGGCCGCGCCCCCCGCUCCGCCCGCCCCUUUUGCCUGUUCCUCUGUUUGCUUGAGCUUUUUGCUGAAUGAGAGACCAGCGCACGGGACUGGCGCUGCCUCAGUCCAGCAGGGGAGGACACGUAGACAAGCGAAAGAGAGCUAAACAAUAGAGUAAACACUGUAAGUCAAAACCCAACCCGAGGACAGGGGGGAGAAGCGGAGAAGCCAGGUCGAAAGGAAACGCACUCACAGAUAAACCCACAGAUACUUACAUUUAAGUCAGAAGAAAGGUUCUUUUAAAAUAU